Asparagus officinalis (garden asparagus) is the source of this 2558-nucleotide messenger RNA. Its product is annotated as putative pentatricopeptide repeat-containing protein At3g11460. Gene Ontology annotation, molecular function: RNA binding; protein binding; zinc ion binding. Gene Ontology annotation, biological process: RNA modification. The coding region runs from base 51 to 1547 and encodes 498 amino acids. Lineage: Eukaryota; Viridiplantae; Streptophyta; Magnoliopsida; Asparagales; Asparagaceae. The transcript is spliced from 3 exons. The record is from RefSeq and is a predicted model, not a curated record.
AAAUACCCCCCUCGUCCCCCAUCGAAACUCUUGUCGUCUCGUACAAUUCGAUGAUCUCGGGCUACUCCCUCCACUCACUUCCAGAGUGGGCAAUGCAACUCUUUCGUGAUAUGGUUCGUGCCCGUCUGCCCUCUAACUCCGUCACUGUCCUCGCUCUGACACGGUGCCUGCCCUACCCCUUUGGGUUGCAUGGCUUUUUGUAUCGGGUUGGGUUUGCGGGGAGAGAGAGUGAUGUGUCGGUGGCGAAUUGUUUGAUUAGUUGCUAUGGGAAGUGCGGGGAGGUUGAGUGCGCACGGGAGGUGUUUGACGAAAUGUGUGAGAGGAGAAGGGAUAUUGUUUCUUACAAUGCUAUGGUUUCUUGUUACGCGCAAAAUGGGCUUGCGGAUAAAGUGUUGGAGUUGUAUGAUGAGAUUAGGGAUUCGGGCCGGGUUAGGAUGGAUGCGGUUACGCUUGUUAGCGUGUUGUCUGCCUGUGCGAAUCUCGGUGCACGUGCACUAGGGCGUGAGAUUGAACGAGAUAUUAGUGGUGAUCGGAGUUUUAACUCGAACUUGUUUUUGAAGAAUGCUUUGAUUAAUAUGCACGCUAGGUGCGGGGAUUUGAAUAGGGCUUGUGAGAUCUUUGAUUGUAUGCAAGAGAAGACUCUUGUGUCAUGGACAGCGCUUAUAUCGGGUUAUGGAGCACACGGGCAUGGAAGAAAAGGCUUGGAAUUAUUCGAAAGAAUGUUAUCCAAUGGUAUUAAGCCUGAUGGGGUUGUGAUGGUUAGUGUGCUCUCGGCUUGUAGUCAUUCAGGAUUAACCGGUAAAGGGCUAGAGUACUUUGAAAAAAUGGAGAGUGGUUUUGACAUCAAAAGAGGACCUGAGCACUAUGCUUGUGCUGUUGAUCUAUUAGGAAGAGCUGGACAUUUAGAUAAGGCAUGGGAGUUGAUUAGAUCAAUGCAAAUUGAGCCUGAUGGUGGAGUCUGGGGUGCACUUUUGGGUGCUUGUAAGAUUCAUAAGAACGUCGAGCUUGGCAGAUUAGCUUUUGAUCAUUUAGUAGAGAUUGAACCAACAAAUGUCGGAUACUAUGUGUUGUUAUCAAAUAUUUACUUAGAUGCAGGGAAAUUAGAUGAUGUUGCUAGAGUUCGAGCUAUGAUGAAGAAGAGAGGACUAAAGAAGGAACCUGGAUGUAGCUAUGUUGAGCUCAAGGGGAAGGUUCAUUUGUUCAUGGCUGAUGACCAUUCUCAUCCCCUUGCUAAGAGUAUUUAUCAGAUGAUAAAUAAGUUGGAGACGUUGGUAAAUAAUGAGAGAGGUGGUGGAAAUAAAGAGGAUGGAGAAGAGAGUGAGAAGGUUGUUGGUUUUCAUAGUGAGAAGUUAGCUAUUGCUUUUGGAUUGUUGAGUACUGAGGCUGGAAAAGAGAUUGUUGUGAUUAAGAACCUGAGGGUUUGUGGAGAUUGCCAUGUGUUUUUAAAGUUUGUGUCGAAGAUUGUCAAUAGGAAGUUAGUUGUAAGGGAUGCGAGUCGAUUCCAUCAUUUUGAGGAUGGAGCGUGUUCUUGCAAUGACUAUUGGUAAUGGUUUUGCUUUUGUAUUUUUGAUCUGGUGAUGAAGCUGAAGGUUAACUCCCGUCGGGGAUAAAAUGAGAGAGAAUCGCUUGUAAUGGUUUGGUCUUGCGCGAUAGAGGCCGUAGAGUGCACCAACUGGGAGAAGUGACGAGAUCAUAAUUAAUGGGGAAAGGAGGACUAGAGGGAGGCUAAGAGAACUUUGUAGGAAACAGUUAAGAAGGAUGUGAUAAUGCUUAACUUAGUAGACGAGAGUGCCUCAAAAAUAUUAAAUGGGAGAAUAAGAUUCAUGUAGUGGACCCCAAAAAUUUGGGAUAAAGGCUUUCAUAUUGUUGCUGUAUUUGUGGUUGAAGCUAGAUUGGGAGAAAUGGCAAGCUAGUGUAAUAAUUGAAGAUGUGGAUCAUUUGCUUCAGAGCUUAUUGGCAAGAUUUAAUGCGUGACUGGUGAUUGUAGACAUUGACAGGCAGAAAGAGGCUCUGGGUCUUCAAUUUCCCACACCUUUGCUUACGUAUGCUCCCAGAGAUCGAUAAUAUAUGUCAAGAUUCUCCCUGAACCUGCAGGUCUUUCCCAGUAUAUCAAACAAUGAUGCAAAAUGAUUUCUCAACAACUUCGGAGAGGGGAAAAAAUUCCUCAUUGGUCAUGGAACAUGGAGGAGCAUCAUACAUUUCAAGAUAAUUGUUCAACUUCAAAUGCUGACAAUUAGUUACAUGAGAAAGGAAAAUCUACGGUCCUGAUAACAAGAGAAAAUUCACUGGUGUGAAGAGAGAAUUCCUGCAAGAGAAAAUACACUGGUGUGAAGAGAGAAUUCCUGCAAGAGAAAAUUCACUGGUGUGAAGAGAGAAUUCCUGCACCGUUAUUCUUGUGUUGACCUGCUGCAAUAGCGAGGAUGACCAGAUAAACACAAGCAAAAACUUUGCUAACUCUGAAAAAUAUUACUAUGUACAAAGUUUGAUCGAAUAAAAACAUGCAUCCUGCCUGCAUGGAUUGAGCGUGUUGAAUAUAAAAAUACCACCAUGUUGAAGAA